AUGGAUGUUGAUGACUGUAAUGGCCGGUUCAACACAUCAGCUAGUGGAGACUCUUCCAUGGAAAGAGAGUUCUCUGGGGCACUUGGAGGUCCAACAGUGAGCACUCCAAAUAGCAAAGAAAACUCUCCAAGUCGCUCCCUUAGUGCUAACUGCAUUAAAGUGGAGUUGUACAGUGAUGAAGACCAAGGUCGCAGUACUGAGGAUGAAAAAGGGGAGAGGGCAGAAGAAGGGGAUACAGGACAGGGUCCUGAAUCUAUUGGAGGCUAUAGGGAACUUGCCAAUCCUGAAACCAUCCCAACCGGAGCCACCAGACUGCCAAAUGGAAAGCUUAAGUGUGACAUCUGUGGAAUGAUCUGCAUUGGACCUAAUGUUCUCAUGGUGCACAAACGCAGCCAUACAGGUGAACGGCCAUUUCAGUGCAAUCAGUGUGGAGCCUCAUUUACCCAAAAGGGUAAUCUACUCCGUCACAUCAAGCUGCACUCGGGGGAGAAGCCUUUUAAAUGUCCCUUCUGCAGCUAUGCCUGCCGGAGACGAGAUGCCCUUACUGGCCACCUUCGCACUCAUGCAGUUUCCUCUCCAACUGUGGGGAAGCCAUAUAAAUGCAGUUACUGUGGCCGUAGUUACAAGCAGCAGAGCACCUUGGAGGAGCACCAUGAGCGCUGCCACAGCUACUUACAAAGUCUGGAGUCACAACAACCAAACAGUGCACAGAAUCCAGGAGAGGAGAUGAGAGAACUAGAGUUUAUACCAGACUCUCUACUACAGCCCUCCUCAGACAAGAUGGCAUUUAUUGAUCGGCUCGCCAACAGCAUCACCAAACGCAAGAGAUCCACACCACAAAAAUUUGUAGGGCAGAAGCACAUCCGCCUCACCUUGGCAGAUGAACCUUAUGAGACUGCAGGCUUGGAUAAAGAUGGGGACAUGCAUGCAGGGGACCUUGAGGGCCCACACUUUACUGGGUUCGGAGGAGAAUAUGCAGGUAUAUCAGGUAAUGGAGGAGGAGGAGGACUAUCAGACACAGUAAAGACCCUACAUCUUCCCAACACUCACCUUCCAUCUGUAUCAGAACUCAGGCCGACCCACAACUCCACCCACACUUCCAUCACUCUUGGCCCAAGGUUGGAUUGCACAGGGACGGGUGGUGGGCUUGGAACUGUGCUAGUAGGGGGACGGGAGGCAGCUGAGGGUCACGAAGACCUCCCUGCUAGUCGAAAUCAUGCCCCAUCACCUAGCAAUGGCUGCCAGGACUCUACAGACACUGAGAGUAUGCCGGAUGAGCCGUGCAACAGCACUGCUCCCAUUCCCACCUUGCACAGUAACAAUGGACACCCCCUCCUCCUUUCCAGUAACCACAUCCCAAGACCUCCUCCCAUUUUAAACCAUAGGAACAGGGACAGAAUCAGCCCUAGCCAUGCCAAAGACCGGGAGGUGGACAGAGAAGAUUUAGGGCUCUCAGCCCUCCCGCCUCCCGCUGUGGCUCCAACCCCCAGCUCACCUACAGCUCCCUCCUCCACCUCCAGGGAGGCUCUCCGGGUUGUAGAUGGAGAGGGCCGAGCCGUGCGCUCUUUUCGUUGUGAGCACUGCCGGUUGCUUUUCUUGGACCACGUCAUGUUUACCAUCCACAUGGGCUGCCACGGUUUUCGACAGCCUUUUGAGUGCAACAUCUGUGGUCACCGCAGCCAGGACCGCUAUGAGUUUUCUUCCCAUAUUGUCCGUGGAGAGCACAUCUUUGAUUGA
Molecule: messenger RNA, 1737 nt
Organism: Menidia menidia (Atlantic silverside)
Lineage: Eukaryota; Metazoa; Chordata; Actinopteri; Atheriniformes; Atherinopsidae
Source: the annotation of a GenBank genome assembly